Drosophila virilis is the source of this 1233-nucleotide messenger RNA. RefSeq names its product Peroxisomal Membrane Protein 34 (gene PMP34). Gene Ontology annotation, molecular function: ATP transmembrane transporter activity; NAD transmembrane transporter activity; coenzyme A transmembrane transporter activity. Gene Ontology annotation, biological process: transport. NCBI's taxonomy places the organism in Eukaryota, Metazoa, Arthropoda, Insecta, Diptera, Drosophilidae. The record is from RefSeq and is a predicted model, not a curated record. Gene Ontology annotation, cellular component: peroxisomal membrane.
CGCCGCUAGACGUGCGUCGCUGCCCCUUUCUGAAAGCAUUAAUAAAUUAACGAAACAAAAACAAAAUACAAAAUACAAAAUGGUGUCACAAUCGAAACUAAGCCAAGUGUUUAGCUACCAAAACUGGGUACAUGCCGUCUCGGGCGCAGCCGGCGGCUGCAUAGCUAUGAGCACAUUCUACCCGCUGGACACGGUGCGCUCCCGCUUGCAAUUGGAGGAGGCCGGCGAGGUGCGCAGCACAAAGCAGGUUAUCAAGGAGAUUGUGCUGAAUGAAGGCUUUCAGGCUUUAUACCGUGGACUUGGUCCAGUGCUGCAGAGUCUGUGCAUCUCGAAUUUCGUCUACUUUUACACAUUCCAUGCGCUCAAAAUGGUCACCUCGAACGGCGCGCGCGGACAACAGAGUGCCCUAAAGGAUCUGCUGCUGGGCAGCAUAGCUGGCAUCAUCAAUGUGUUUACGACAACCCCCUUUUGGGUGGUCAAUACACGUUUGCGCAUGCGCAACGUUGCCGGCACCUCCGAGGAGGUUAACAAGCACUACAAGAAUCUAUUGCAGGGUCUUCAGUAUGUGGCCAGAACUGAGGGCCUGACCGGCUUGUGGUCGGGCACAAUACCAUCCCUGAUGCUAGUCUCGAAUCCUGCGCUGCAGUUCAUGAUGUACGAACUGCUAAAGCGAAACAUUCUGAUAUUCACUGGCGGUGAAAUGGGUAGCCUGAGCUUCUUCAUAAUUGGCGCCAUCGCCAAGGCAUUUGCCACAGUGCUCACAUAUCCGCUGCAGCUGGUGCAGACCAAGCAGCGUCACCGCACCAACGAUGCGGCCAACGGACCAACAACCUCCCAGCAGGCGGGCAAGCCAAAGACGCCAUCCAUGCUAGAGCUCAUGGUCGGCAUACUGCAGCAUCAGGGCAUCGGCGGCCUCUUCCGCGGCCUUGAGGCCAAAAUUCUACAGACCGUAUUGACGGCGGCGCUUAUGUUUAUGGCCUAUGAGAAGAUAGCCGGCAUCGUCAAGCUGCUACUUAAGCGCACAGCUUAAGAGGAUAUAGUCUAGUCUAGCUACAAUAGUUUAGCUCUUAACACAACAUGACAUGGCGAUGGAUAUUGAUGCGGACACGGACACGGAUACGGAAGUACACGUACACGCACAGACUCCAAAGUUAACCAAUAAGCGUGAAUGUUUAUCCAAUAAGAAAGCACACAUGAUUUAACAAAAUUAUUAGUAAAUUUUAUUAGUUAGCA